Molecule: messenger RNA, 2900 nt
Organism: Eriocheir sinensis (Chinese mitten crab)
Lineage: Eukaryota; Metazoa; Arthropoda; Malacostraca; Decapoda; Varunidae
Product: nucleolar protein dao-5-like
Exons: 10
Coding region: 168-2900 (910 amino acids)
Molecular function (GO): kinase binding; microtubule binding
Source: RefSeq, a predicted model, not a curated record
UCGCCCUGCAGCCUCGCAGUUUCGAGCCAAGUUUUCUGCCAUGAACACGACCGAACCUUGAUAGUUUUAAUUUCUCGAACUUAGGUUUAAGGAUAUUUAUUACGUGUGUGUUGUAUGGUACCUGUAAGCAACGACGCAUGUUUGUGGAUCUAUGUUAGCGAAUCGUAAUGUCGAUUAACGAAGACACGAUCUCUGCCAACCUCUCGGACAACGACUCCCCCCACACGACCAUGAACCCCCCAACGUCCGACGACCGUGCGCAGGGACGUGCCACCGAAAAAACGACGACCCCAACGACCACGCCGAGGCAAGGGAUGGAGCAGCAGCCGGAGACGCAGGCAGGACAACCCCAUAAAGGGAUUCCCCUGUUGUCGAGGUUGCCUAAGCUUAAGCGCGAAAAGUCCUACUCGGAGACACUCGAGAGAAAGAAAAAGAAGGUCAAGUUCUCCACAAGUGACGCGGGCGAUGACGUCAUUGUCGACAUGCGCGUGUUUGACCCCCACGUGGUCCCUAUUCAUCCCGCAGAAGGCGGCGACGAGGGCCUGGAAGACCGCGCUAUCCAUUCACCUUUCAAGAAGCUUCUUAGAAAGAGAUCCAAGAAGAGGAAGUCGACAAUUGAAACCCAAACGGAAUAUGGCGUUGAGACCGCAUGGAGAGAAAAAGGCAAUGGUGACUCGAAGGUGAGGAAGAAUGGCGAUCUUGGAGAAGGCUCGGCGUGUGCCGGUGAGGGCGCCCACACUGAGCAGACCCUCCCUCCGCGCCCCACUGAGAGCGGCGCCCCCGGAGGUGAGACAGGGAGGGGUACCCAGGAACAUGCACCCAGCGGCCGCCCCUCCACCGCCGAAGCACCCGAGCAUUGCCUUGCCAAAUCCUCAACCGAGUUCACGAGUCUGACAUGUCCCGAACCUGGCGAGGAAAAGAAUGUCAGCUGUGAUGUCACGGCGUCCGCAGUGCCAUACCUUGCAGUGAAUGAAGGAUGUGAGAGUGUGUCUGCGUUUAGUACGUGUGAGGAGUGUGUGUGUGCCCAUGAGAGGUGCCCCAACCCACCAGUACCUGAUGAGAGUUGUGAACACGGCAACAAGAGGCUCCUACGCGAUGGUCAAGCCCCGCUACCUCCGUGCCAGUCAGCAGAAGGUAGUGUGAGGUCCGGUAGUGACGCCCCUGGUGAAUGCCGCCCCACGCCGGGGACUCAGGAGUUCAGCGUCAGUAGCGAAGCUGACUCUUCGCCACAGCAAGAUGGAACUUUGCCCGAUGGCACUGAAGAUUUACCAGGAACGCCUGAAACCCAAGAACCAAGUGCCAGCCCCUCCCAGGUGACCGUCAAGCGCGAGGGUACCUUCACCCUGGACGGUCCUCCUCCAGCCAAAAUCACGAAGUCUGCCGACGACGCUACCGGCGAAGAUGCCACGCCAGCCGGAGGUCAAAUCGUAGAGCCCCUGCAGUUCUUUAUUCCUCUAGUCACUUCUGAGCCUAACUCAGAUAAUGUUAACUCAGGAAAACCCAUAAAGAAGAAUUCCCCUUCACGUGUAACUAAAACCAAAGAAAACAGAGCUACGAAAGCCCUAGAAACAAAAAGUAACGUAAAGCCCCAGGAGCAACCUUCCGCCGCAACAGCACUGAAAAGCAAUGCAAGACGAACCUUGGCGAAUGUUUGGAAGAACACCGUCAAGCCUCAAGAGACCCAUAGUAAAUCGUCGAAGCCCACGCCGAAGCCUGCCCCCAAAACACCACCUACAGGCGAGGCUUCGGCUAAAAGGCUGCAAGAUAACAAAACAACGAGUAGCAGCUUGCUGAGAAAGCAAGAGACAACCAGACCGCUGGUGUCGAAGGAGAAGCAGGCGAGCUCGACGUCAAUCGAAGAGUCGCGCGCGCCCCAGCGACUCAGUAGAAGCCCCACAAAGAAGCCACCCCGACAGGAUUCCCUCAGAAAGUCGGGAGAGAAAGGUUCGGUGUGGGCCGCCGUUUCUCUGCCCUCUUUCAGGAGAGACGGGACCUUUACCAAGAAGUAUGACUCGGAGAGGGACAGACUGCAGGCGGAAUGUAUCAAACUCGGCGUCGAAAAGGACAGACUUCAGAGCGAACUGAACGAGGCCCGCACGCGGUUGGAGGAGGAGGUGGUGGCUAGGAAGGCUCUCAGACGCACCCACGAACUCAACCUACGCCAGCUGAGGGAGGCAGAGCUGAGGAGGACGGAAGGGCUGCUCGCCGACAUGAAGAACAGACUGGAGGACGAGAAACGCGAGACAUUGCUGCAACAAAGGGACACUCUGUCGAGGAGCCAUGAGUGCGAGCUGCUGCGAGCCGAGCGGGAGCGUGAGGAGAACCACCGGCGGGCGCUACAGGAGGCCCGCCACGCACAGGAGAGGUUGAAGGCGGAGAUACGGAGGGAGGCGACCAGAUCCGAGCCCUCUGCUGCGUCUUGCUGUCGCUGCACGGACCGUGACCUGGAUCGCCUGAACCGAGAGCUCUCCACGCUGCGGGAACACAAGAAGAGACUGGAGGAGGCUGUACAGACCCUCCAGGAGAGUGAGCGGCAGCGGGCGGGAGAGCUGAGGCGCCUCCACGAUGAACAUGAGGUGGCCAUUGCGAAGAUCCACCGGGCCAACAAGUCUGAGGGAGCCCGCCUGCUGGAUGAACUGCGGUCCAAGGAACGCACCAUUGGCCUCCUGGAGCGGCAGGUGGCGGCGCAGGCUGCAAAGAUACGCCUUCAGGAGGAAAAGGUGAGUCCCCGCAACGCCCUCACCUGUGAUUGCGGCGGUGACGGGACAGACUUGCAGCAGCAGCGGGAGGGCAGCAGCGACCGGGCUGACGACGCCGCCAGAAAGCACACGGUCACGCCUCUAAUUUGUGACGUCAAACUUCUACACACCCUUGUUCUAACCACGCCUUCAACUCCGUGA